Messenger RNA from Acaulospora morrowiae, 1935 nucleotides. NCBI's taxonomy places the organism in Eukaryota, Fungi, Glomeromycota, Glomeromycetes, Diversisporales, Acaulosporaceae. The record is from the annotation of a GenBank genome assembly.
AUGGAUAAAGGAAAAAAAAAUCAGUCGCGUAAUGGUAAUCGCCUGCAAGAACCACCCGCUAUUAUUAAGCCUCCCAAGAAACCGAACCAAGAAUUCAAACGACAUGGGUUACUUGGAGAGGGAGGGUUUGGAAGAUGUUAUGAGGUAGAGGACAAGGAAGGAAGGCUUCUUGCCGUAAAAGCUGUGGCAAAGUCUACGUUGCGAAAUGCUAAAAACAAAGACAAGGUACUUUGCGAAUUACUCAAUGUAAACAAUCUGCGUUGGAAUUUAUGGUGGAAUAAAAAUUCUUUCGGGGUGGACCUUCUCAGCGAGAUUCAAAUUCACAAAGUCAUGGAUCAUCCUCAUAUAGUCAAAUUCUAUGAUUGUUGUGAAGACGCUUCUUUUGUAUACAUGAUCAUGGAACUUUGUGAAAACAAGACUCUAGCCUAUAUGAAUAAAAAGAGGCGGAGAUUGACCGAAGCAGAAGUCCGUUAUUUCAUGCGUCAACUUUUAGACGCGUGCGAAUACAUGCACCGGAAUUUUGUAAUUCACCGUGAUCUCAAAUUGGCAAAUCUCUUCUUGUCCAGAGAUAUGAAAAUUAAAAUUGGAGAUUUUGGCCUGGCAGCGCGACUGGAACAAGAAGGCGAAAGGAAAAAAACGAUAUGUGGUACGCCGAAUUACAUCGCACCGGAAGUUUUGUUCGAUCAACUUAACGGACACAGUUUUGAGGCAGAUGUACACGUUAUUAUUCGGAAAGCCACCGUUUCAGACAGAUGGAGAAGUCAGCCAAAUAUACAAGUUAGGUUCACUUUAAACACAUGUAGGAAUAACUUCAUUAUUGCAAAUUUACGACAGUUCAACCCUUAUUGUCAAUAUUUCAGGAGAAUCAAAGAAUUGAAGUACAGUUUUCCGGAACAAAUAACGGACGUCUCUCAAGAGGCAAAGAAAUUGAUUAACUUGAUGCUGACGUUGGAUCCUGAUAAACGACCAACUAUUCAGCAAAUUUUGGAUCAUGAAUUCUUCAAAUUGGGGAUAACCCCAACGGAGAUUCCGAUGUCUGCGUUAAAUAUAGCACCCAGCUUUGAUCAACCGAUUCUUAUGAAGCCUCGUAUUAAUUACUCACUGGCCAAUAGACGACCGCUGACUGUCAUCCAGGUUGGCACUAACUUUAAUGCUUUGACUAAGAUGACACCGAAUACGGUUUCACCAACAGAAAAUCCACGCAUCACCAAUAGUGAAUCACCAGGUAGACCACGUGUUGGAGUAUUCGAAUCCUUUUACUCCACUCUCGUGUCGGCGUUCGAGGAUACGAAGAACGGAAAGGCGAUUUCUUAUGAGAAUCAUUCACCCACCACUCCGCGGGUAUUUAUCAGUAAAUGGAUGGAUUAUUCAAAUAAAUAUGGAUUGGGAUACCAGUUGACUGAUGGAUCGGUCGGCGUUUAUUAUAACGACAAGACCAGCACGAUAAUGUCACCCGAUGGCAUACACUUUGAAUAUAUCUACAAUUCUCGUAAUUCCAACAACUCUGUGUCACCGAGGCGUUAUUUUUACAAGGUGGAUGAGCAUCCAAAAGAGUUGCAUAAGAAAUUACAUUUGCUAAAGAAUUUCCGCAGAUACAUGAAUGAAACCAUUGUAAAGAAUAAUUCUUACAAUUUCGUCGAUCUCGAAAGGACUCAUAACAUGGACUUCCUGACAAAGUUUAAACGUACACCGCAUGCAAUCUUAUUUAGGUUAAGUAAUCGUCUGAUACAGGUAAAUUUCUUUGAUCAUGAAAAAAUCGUGUUGUCGGACGAGGGACGAACCAUAACCUAUAUCAACGAAGCGGGUGGAAUCAAUACUUACACCAUCUUCGAAAUAAUGGGAGGGAAUCACUCGACCAUAAUGAAUCGAUUAAAAUAUGUGAGGGACGUUUUAAAGAAAAUUGUAGAAGCCAGUCACAAGAAUAUUGACAAAUGA